AUGGAUAGUGACGACGCCAUUGCAAUAGUAGGCAUCGGUUGCAAAUUUCCCGGUGCCGAAAAUCUGGAAGAAUUUUGGCGCGUUCUCGCAAACGGCGAAGAUCAUGUCAAAGACAUUCCAAAAGAUAGGUACGAUGUUGAAGCGUAUUACGACAGCGAUCCAGAUGCUCCCGGAAAAUCGUAUAUCAGAAAAGCCGGUCUGGUAUCAGGAAUCAACGAAUGGGACAAGAUGUUUUUCGGAAAAGGAGAUAACGAAGCCAAGAGGAUGGACCCCCAACAGCGAUUAGUGUUAGAGUGUGUAUACAAGGCCAUGGAAGAUGGUGGGAUCACUAAAGCAAAUUUGGAUCGGUCAGAAACAGGUGUCUACAUAGGUGUAAUGAACGGGGAGUUCGAAGCUCGUUCCAUCGAGGAUAUUAAGGUGUUGUCCAAUUAUUCCGUCACUGGACUUAGUAGGAGUGUUAUAUCAGCACAGGUUGCCUACUUUUUAAAUUUGCAUGGUCCAGCUCUUACAUUAGAUACUGCUUGUUCGUCAUCCCUUGUUGCAAUCCACACAGGCGCACAGGCAAUAAGAACAGGAGAGAUAACUCUAGCAAUAUGUGGGGGUGUGAAUGUUCUUCUGAGUCACAUGAUGUCGAUAGUAUUGUCAAAGGCACGGAUGGCAUCACCUACAGGCAAAUGUCACACUUUUUCAAAGAAUGCUGAUGGAUACGUCAGAGGGGAAGGAUGUGGAGUUGUCAUCCUCAAACGUCUUGGCGAUGCUAUUCGUGAUAACGAUAAAGUAUGGGGAACCAUUGUCACCGCCUGCAAUCAAGAUGGACAUGAAAAUUCACCAAUUACAGCGCCUGCAGAGAGUCAGCAAAUCCAUCUGUUAGAGAAGAUUUUCAACAAAUCAGGAAUCGAUCCCGGCAGCGUGCAGUACAUUGAAGCUCAUGGAACUGGAACCCCUGUUGGUGAUCCGAUAGAAGCAAACGCUCUUGGAAAAUUCUUUGGAUCACAUUUUAUAGAUCGUAAAAUUAAAAUUGGGUCCGUAAAAACCAACAUCGGUCAUCUUGAAUCCGCAGCAGGUGUUGCUGGACUCAUUAAAGUUCUUUUGAUGAUGAAACAAGGUUAUUUUGUACCCUCAUUGCAUGCCGAUGAGCAGAAUGACAACAUUCCAUUUGAAGAAUAUGGUUUUACAAUCAGCAAAGACCACUCAAAAUGGAAUCAAAGUCCUGAAGGCUGUCGAUUGGCAUCGAUCAAUUCAUUUGGAUUCGGAGGCACAAAUUCACAUGCAAUAGUAUACAGCAGCCAAAGGUUUAACAGAUUGGGAAAAAGCGAUAAAGAGUCAAUGUCUGAAGUUUUAUUUCCUAGACGCAACGCUGUAGUAUUAUCUGCAGUAACAAGGGAUUCUUUGCAAAAAAUGGUCCACGACGUGAGAGAAAAUCUCACUAGUAUGUCUUCACUAGAGGAUUUAUCAUAUACCUCUAUUUUUUGUAGAGAUCAUUUCAAAUUUCGUAAGCUGAUACUUACGGACUCCAAAGAAAAUCUUCAGAAGCAGUUGCAAACUGUUUUAGAGCAAAACGAACAGACCCUUUCCCCAGUGCCGUCUACAAAACCUCAAAUAGCAUUUGUUUUUUGUGGAGUGGGAACUACAUGGACAGGAAUGUGUUCAGAAAUGAUAGAUGUAAAUCCAGUCUUCAGAAAAUGUGUGCUUGAAAUUGACUCUCAUUUGAAAAAGCUUGGUGCAAGCAUUACCAUUUAUGAUGCAUUUCAAAAUAAAAACGAGGAUUAUACGAAUCCCAUUUUAGCUCACAUUGCAAUUUUUGCCACUCAAUUAGCACUUGCGGAGUCAUGGAAACACGUAGGGAUAUGUCCAUCAGCGAUCGUUGGACAAUCUGUAGGGGAGGUGGCUGCAGCAUACGAAAGUGGGGCAUUGUCACUUGGGGAUGCUGUAACAGUGAUUUAUUAUCGUUCACUUGCUCUGUCUACAUGUCAAAAUGGUGCAAUGAUGGUCAUUCGCAAUUGUGCAACUGAGACAGUUAGUCUAGCAUGUGCUAAAAUUCAGAAAAAUUUUAGAUGUAAAUUGAAUGUUGCAGUUUACAAUAGCACAGAAUCAUGUACUGUGUCUGGAGAUAAAGAGGCUCUGGAAAGACUGAAAACAUAUUUAGCAGACGACACAGUAUUCAUACCCCUCAGGACACCUUGUGCAUAUCACAGUCAUCAUACCAAAGACGCCAGUAAGGACCUGAUUGGUAUGCUACACAGUAUUAAACCAAAUGCGCCAUGUAUUCGAACCUUUUCAACAGUUACAGGAGCAGAAAUAAAAUCAGACUUUGCGUCUCCAGAAUAUUGGGCAUUGAAUGUUUCACAACCUGUAUUAUUUAUGCAAUCGAUGAAGUCAAUCAAGGAAACAUUAGACAAAACAAUAUUUGUAGAAAUAGGACCUCGACCAGUAUUCCAGGCACAUUUUUCUGCGGUGUUUCCGGAAACAGAUGACAUUAUUUUGCCAUCCAUGAACAAGAUGUCAGAGAUGAAAACAUUUUCAAACACAUUGAAUAAAAUUUUCGAAAAAGGGAUACCUCCGAUUUGGAAAAAUUUCACAGCAAUAAAUGGAAAUCUUUGCAGACUUCCAAGGUAUGUUUUCAGCAAGAAUGAUUGCAGCAUUAAAUCGGAUAUCAACAAGGGAUUAACACAAGGAAAUGAUCAAGAAAAUUACUCUGGUCGUAUGAUUCAAUCCACAAAGGGGCCAAACUGGAAAUUCAGUGUGUAUAUCUCAAAAUUGAAUACGCCUUUCGUAUACGAACAUAUUGUAGAUGACAGGAUCAUUCUGCCAGGCGCUUUAUACGGAGAGAUAGCACUUGAAAUCGGAAGAAAUAUAUGGAAUGGAAAUGUUGAAGAACUCGAAAUAUCAUGGCGAAUUCUGAAACCUUUGGAAAUAGGUAUGACAGAGGAGAAGUAUCUCCCUAUUGAUGUUGACUUCCCAUCUUCUUUGGAAGUUGAAUUCAAAGUACGAGAAAAAGAAGGGUCUAGGGUAUUGGCUGAAGGGACGGUGAAACAUGUGGAUCAAUCGAAGUCAGAAGUCGUAGAUGUUGCAAGCAUUGACGGGACACUUGGAAAGCAAAAAUCAAAUAACGAAAUCUACUCAUUCCUGAAUAGAUUAGGUUUCAAACAUGGUUCAACAUUCCGAAUAAUAUCGGGGAUUCAGUCAUCAACAAAUGACAAUCUUGCGGAAAUAAUUUUAACAAAAACCGUUCAGAUGGAAUUGCCAAGAGCUUGUUUCCAUCCCGUCAUCAUUGAUGGCAUGUUUCAGUCAUGCUUUAAUCCAACACUGAAAUUCGAACUCGGAAAACAAUCUCGCAUUCUACCUACUGGGGUAAAGAAAUUCACAGUUAAACAAUCGCCGACAAAAAAGAUGACAUGCUUUUCAAGAUUGAUGUUACAUCAAAAUUCAAAAGUAAUAUGCAAUGCAUUACUUUUACGAGAAAAUGGGACGAUUGUAGCAGAGAUGCAAGGUUUCGAAAUGAAUAUAGUCUCUGGUGAAAAUGAAACCGAAAAGCACUUCCUUGAAGAAAAAUGGCAACUCACUGAUAUCCCAAAAGGAGAGCGUUCUGCAAAUAGACCAAGUUUGAUAGUUUCAUGGGACGAACAAACAAUGAUAGAAGCUAAAACAGUUUUUUACAGAAUAUCCACACACUUAGAAACAGUCAACUUAUCUUCCAAUCUCCAAAUGAAUAAUUUUCUUUCAACAUUGCCUGAACGUAAAGGUGUAGAUUUAUAUUUCGUUCCUGGCUUCGUCACUGUUGAAAGUUCUGAAGAUGGAAACCAAGUGUUACAAUACGUGCAGAAGUCAGCACACCUUCUUUUGACAAUAUUACAGAAGAUCGACCUUGAUGCAGUGCGCUUAUACAUCAUUACAGAAUGGACACAAGGAGGAGAGGAGAGAGAGGUGUGUGGUGUCUUUGGAUCGGAACUAUGGGGUAUCGGUCGUUCGUUUCAGUUAGAACACUCUGACUUUAAACUUACAAUGAUAGAUCUUCAUGGAAACUGGCUAGACCUUCAAAAUUCAAUUGUAUCCACGAUUUGUUCUCUCGAAAACGGUACAGAAAAUAUUCUCUCUCGGGAAUUCAUUAUCUCAUCGAAAGGAGUAUCGAGAGCUAAAAUUCAACAUUUCCCAUCAACAUACUUUGUCGAUGAUGUGAAAACAGUUGACCCAUUAACAGAAAAACACUUUUCUGUUCGAACACGAUCCAUAUCAAACAAACCUUCUUUCUUUUUGGUUCCAAACCUAGAAAGUACGAACAACAACACCAAUGUUUGCAGCGUCUCCAUCGACAAAGUGUUGCUAUGUUUCAAGAAUUAUGGGUAUCCUUCCCCAAGUACAAUCCCAGUGACAAGGUACUGGAGUCACAGUCUCGACAUCGGACAUGACGUAAUGGCUUGUGAAUUUACCGGACAAUCUUUGAAAAAUGGGAAGCAAAUUGUUGGCUGUUCUCUCAUCAAUGUAGCGUCUUCGGUAGAAGUUAACAAACUCUGUAUCUGUGAAUUGCAAGAUAUACCAUUUUACAGGAUGGGGAUGUUUUUUAACACUGUUGUUGCAAUGUCCUUUGCAGAGAAAAUCGAAAAAAAGAAAUAUGUUUACGUUUUACAUGACAAAGAACAUGAGGAUGUAGCAGCAGUUUUGAAAGCACUACUUCAAAAGAAACACUGUUUAGUUAAAACAGAGGAAUUUCAUAUUUCGAAUGAUAGUCAAGAUCCUUCAGCCUCUGUUCUUAUCGUGUUGACAAAGCAAGUCACGUGCCCAUUUGAAUUGAUCAUUCGGUUGUUUCCAAAUCUUCAACAGUUACUUAGCAUCAAGGGCCUACUACCACUUUCUACAACUCUAAAUGAUCCAACAAACUACCCACACAUAGAAUCAUAUGUUGUAGAUAUAUUUGACAUAUUUGAGCAAACAAAAAUGCAAAAUCAGUUUAAGCGAGCAACACGCUUGAUACUCGAAAUAAAAGAUGUUGCUUCUAGAAUCCCUCAACACGUUUCAGAAGGUAUUUUGAAUGUGUCAAUCUUGAGAGAAUCCAUAAAAAUAGAAAUUCCAAGUAACAUGUUGAUAAGAAAAGACUCGGCAUACAUUGUUAUUGGUGGCCUGACAGGUCUAGGAUGGGAAGUGACAAAAUUAUUGGCUGCUCGAGGGGCAAAGAUAGUAAUUAGCUUAUCUCGACGAUUUCCCUCUGAGGUAGAAAACCGACGAAUAGAAAACAUAAAACGUAUUCGAAGCACAUAUCUCUGGCAUAAGAAAGUUGAUAUAGCAAAGAAAGAAGAUUUAGAUUGCGUUUUCGCAAGACUUCUAAGAAAUCUUGGAAUCACAAAGAUCCGUGGGAUUUUUCACGGUGCCGGUGUUCUACGAGAUACACCCGUGAAGAGAUUGACAACCGAGAUGUUUGAUGUUCCGCUAAUUCCCAAGGUAUUGGGCACGUGGAAUCUUCAUCGAGUGACAGAAAAUAUGGAUUUGGAUUAUUUUGUUAUGCACUCCAGCAUAGUUUCUCUUUUGGGAAAUAGAGCUCAGUCUAAUUAUGCUGCAGGGAAUGCCUUUAUGGAUGCAUUUGCUCAUUAUAGACGCUCGAUUGGCAAAGCGGCACAGGUGAUCAACUGGGGAUUGUUGUCUGUCGGAAUGGGAGCGGAUCAAAAUAUUCAGGCUAUAAAUGCAAUGAACGGAUUUUAUGCAUUGUCAAAGCAUGAGAUAGUUAAUGCAAUGAACUGUGCAUUGAUCACAAAUAAGGUCCAAUUUGCGGUUGCAGACUUGAACACGUCUUUAUUAGGAAGAAAAUUUGAAAAACAUCUUGAGUCAAGUCAUAUUCAAUUGCAUGACGGACAUGCAGAUUUAGUCAAUGCGCUUCCAGAACACAUGGAGAACAAAGAUCAGUCACUUCAGUCAUGGGUUGACGUUGUGAAGUUGUGUGCCGCAUCGAUUUUAUCAGUUGACCAAUCGGAAAUCAAAGAUACAUCAAUCCUCCUUGACUUUGGAUUGGAUUCCCAGAAAGCAAUAGAGCUGAUCAAUUACCUGUUUGAAUCCAGUCAAAUACGCCUACCUGUAGUUUAUCUCAUGACGGGAAAAAACACCGUUACCGACAUCGCUGGUUACUUCCUUUCCAAAUUAACAAAGGAGGAUGCAACAUGCGAUGAUGAUUUUAUUUCUGAAAGUCCGUCAAGUUUAGAGCUACAUUAUUUUGAUUUGUAUGAGAGCGAUUCGAAUAAUCCGCAUUUCACAAUUACAUUAGACUUCACUGUUUCUUGGGAGCUGAAUAGUGCAGAAAUAUGGAAGACAUCCCUCUUGAAUUUGAUUUUAAUCAAUCCAGAACUUCGAACAAUAUUUCAAAAAACGGAACCGGGACAAAAGCGUGCUGAUAAAAGAAAAUUAGUACUUGACAUUGAGGAUGUCUGUUUCGAUUUCUUCAAAGUUUCGUCAAAUGAUGAACUACAAAAAGUGUUCAAGGAAGUAUCAAAGUUUGAUCCACAUGUUGACAUUCCGAUAAAGGCUAUGUUUUGGAACUCACCUACUUGUGGAGCUUUAAGGUUGAUAUUGAAUCACUGCUGUAUAGACAAUGGAAGUGUUUCAACCAUUGUUAAAGAUCUUGGGUACAUCAUGAAAUAUUAUAUCAUUCAUCGAUGUUUUCCAGAGGUGACUGCCCGAGAGUCGUUGGAUUCAGCGUUGCUAAUAGAAAAACGCAUGAGAGGAGAAGUGGACGAACUUAAAUCUUUCUGGAAUACAGAACUUUCAAAAUGUAAGAAAUCACAAAGUUUUGAAGUCCUUGAAACAUCAAAAGAGACAUUUAACAGCACAGGUGGAGUGCUAAUGCAGCGGCAGAGUGACGAACAUAAGUUAGGCAACGUCACAACGAAGCAUUGGAGUGGUGAUCAUAACACAAGCAAAGUAAUCACCAAGCAUUGGAGCGGUGAUUACGUCACAAACGAAAUGAUCACAAAGCACUCGAACGGCGAACAGAAGACAACUGACGUCAACACGAAGCAGUGGAACGGCAAUCACGAGUCCAACAGCGUCAUCACAAAGCAGUGGAACGGCGAACAGAAGACAAGCGACAUCAACAUGAAGCAUUGGGACAGUGAUCAUAAUACAAAAGAUGUUAACAUCAAUCACUGGAACGGCAACCAAAAGUCAAGCGACGUCACCACAAAGAUUUGGAGCGCGGGUCAAUUUCAAAACCUGGAAGAUACCUCGAAAAAAGGCAAUUUCUCCCUAUUUUCUUUGUUUUGUACCGCUUUCCAAUUGACUCUUUCUAAGCAAUUACAGUGUCAAAGAAUAUGCGUUAUUAACGCAAUCGAUAUGAGGCUACAUUUUCCGGAAUUUCGCGAUCGAAUAGCUUUGUGUGUUAAUUACGUUCCCAUGGUUUCACCAGAUUUAACAAACCCAGAAUCAACCUUGCACACAGUUCUGACAGAAAACAAAAUAAUUAUCGUUGACGGAAUUUCAAAAAGUAUUUUCCCAUUCAAACACACAAAGGAAUUGCCAACUUUCAGAAAUGAUAUUCACAUGACUCACUCUAUAAUAAUGGAAGACUUGACACUUUGGAAGGAUUUCAACUCGUCACAUAUCCGUUUAUCAAACUUUGGUGUGGAACAGGACUCGACGUAUGAAACGUGUCUUAGUGUUAUAAUUCACCCCACAAAGUCGCUGGAGCUUCGAUUAAGGUACUCAGUCGAGAAAGUUGGAAGAUACAAUGCAGAGAAUAUCCUCGAAAACAUUGAGGAGCUCCUUUUAAAUACUGUAUCCAAUCCUGACAUGAAACUUCACACUUGGCAGCCAUCUUGCAAACAGGAAAAGGCAAUAGAAGGUUUACCACAUGUUUACUUCUUUCUGUGCAAAAAGAACGGAAAACCCAAGAAAAAGAAAGUUCUUAUACAGCACAAUCCUGUAUUUACAUUGGAAUGGGGAUCAAAGCAGAAAACACGUGUAGCUGCGUCAGAUAUAAAACUAAUCACUGGUGCUCAGCUCCCAGGGAACCAUGCAGAGGAUUUACAUGGUAUUCAUAUAAAAACAUCCCAUUCUGAAGUUCGCUUGUUCACAAAGAAUCGAAGACAUCGUGACGCCUGGAUCUCUGUUCUGAAGAGGAAACGGACAAAACAUUUUGAGAGUACGGACUUGUGAACUAAGAACAUUUUGAUAGUACCCACUUGUAAACUAAGAACACAAAAUGAAAUUUUCAAGAGUUUAAAACAUUUGGUACGACAGUCAGAGAUGACCUCUGUUUUUACACACCUCUGUCAACAUUAUUCUGAACUAACAGACAGCUGCUGUGGAGGAAUGUUACGUUCGGACUUUGUAAACGAUGCUUUGUAAUGCGUUUAUGUCCGUGUGUAUUAAUUUAUUUGUGUAUUAUUAUUCACUUACUAUAUCUAUAAAAAUAAGAGUGGUGAUUAAACAUUUUUAAGAUGAGCACCAUAUCAAUGCAAACCAUUUUUAAGGGGAAUAAGCAAAAUUUGGACAGGUGGUUUUGGUAUUAUAUACUUUUAUAACCUCUUCUAUCGAUCGUGGUGAUCCGUCUCGCUACAAGGUCCUGUUAAAUUUUAAAGUCCUGUUAAGGUUAUUAAACUUCACAGCCUCCAGGAAAAAUACCCACGACUGAUUAAGUGCUAGUUUUCUGCUAUUUAAAGUCAGAAUAUCUUAUCCCAAAAAUUUAAGAAUAAUUGUAAAAGAAUAUAUAGUUGCAAUACUAAUUUAAAACACAAAUAGAAAGAGAAAUAAUAUAUUACAUCAACUUUAGUUAUGAAGAAUACAUAUAAUAUUAUAAAGUUAAUCAAAGAUAAAUUAGAUAUUUUCUUAAAUUUGUCAGAGUAUAACAUUGUAUCAUAAGCCUGUAGUAGUUGUAACACUAUUAUACAUAGUGAGAGGGAGUAGAAGUCAAUAAUUAAUUUAACUGUUCGAUUGCGAGUUUAUAUUGACUGUUAACAGUUUUGAUUUAACGAGAUAUAAUUAUGAUUUCUUUAAAAUGUCGAUGAGCAAUAACGACCAGGAUGUAAAAACCUGAUAUAUUUACCGGUGAUUUGAUUUGAACAUAUUUUAUUGUAUAAGUGCAUAAUAUACAAACGGUUUGAACACAAAGUCUUUCAACUUCCGGGGUUCUCGCCUUAAUUAUUUUUCAAAUAUCAUAUUACCGGUGUAUGCAAGAUAUGCGUAUUUGCAUGUCGGAGAUAUUUACAGGUACAUCAAAUACGGUGAAAAGGCAGGCCUUUUGAUUAGGUCAUGUGAUGAAGAAUGAUAUUAUUGUAUAUCUUAUUCAUGAUCAUAUUUAUGUUUUGUAAUUUGUAAUACAUGUAUAUACCGAAACA
Molecule: messenger RNA, 9314 nt
Organism: Ostrea edulis (European flat oyster)
Lineage: Eukaryota; Metazoa; Mollusca; Bivalvia; Ostreida; Ostreidae
Exons: 8
Coding region: 1-8133 (2710 amino acids)
Biological process (GO): fatty acid biosynthetic process
Molecular function (GO): fatty acid synthase activity; 3-oxoacyl-[acyl-carrier-protein] synthase activity
Source: RefSeq, a predicted model, not a curated record